GUUGGAAGAGCCAAUAUGUCGACUGAUUUCAAAAUAAUAAUGGCAUAGCUUUUAUUAAAUGGAUUUGACGUGGUGUCAAACUGUGGACCAGAAGCAGUCGCAUUUUUCUUAAAUGGCGGUUAGGACUACUGACUGAAUCAAGUCCCUCUUUGGUUCGCGAUUUUACAAUCAUACAUUAAGUAACCUGCUUGGUUUUUCCAAGACCUUCGUCAUAUAACCGCCAUAUUGGAGGGAACUGUAAAGUCAUAACAUUGGCAGUCUGCUUCAAGAGUGUUCGUUAAUUCAAGAUCCGUGACGGAGUGCAGUGGUUGGUCCAUGUGGAGUGUACAGGGGGAGGCAGUCUGCUCCUGGCUAACUCAAUCCGAAUUCCCCCGCAGCGGGCCGUAAACUACUCCGAACUUCACUCACACAUCAUCCGGGGAACAGCUUCUACUCAAUAUGAAAGGCCGGAUCGAGCUGGGGGACGUCACGCCUCACAACAUAAAACAGCUGCAGAGGCUGAACCAGGUGAUCUUCCCGGUCAGCUACAACCACAAGUUCUACAAGGAUGUCCUGGAAGUGGGAGAGCUGGCCAAACUAGCAUACUUCAAUGACAUUGCAGUGGGGGCUGUAUGCUGUCGAGUGGACCACUCCCAGAACCAGAAACGGCUUUACAUCAUGACCCUUGGCUGCCUGGCUCCCUACCGUAGACUUGGUAUUGGGACAAAGAUGCUGAACCAUGUGUUGAACAUCUGUGAAAAAGAUGGCACCUUUGACAACAUUUAUCUUCACGUGCAGAUCAGCAACGAGUCCGCUAUCGAUUUCUACCAGAAGUUUGGUUUUGAAAUUAUGGAGACGAAAAAGAACUACUACAAGAGAAUAGAGCCGGCCGACGCCCACGUGCUUCAGAAGAACCUGCGUAGUCUAUGUUUGCCCCCCGGCGGAGAGCUGCAAAAGGCCAACUAGGGGACAAAGCCAGGCCCUGACCUCCAGACACGGCACUGUCACGCCCCGCCCCGCCCCAAAUGGAGCUAUGACGGACACCAGAGGUUUAAUCCUGAUGGUAUUGACGAGUUUACCUCCUUUAAGGGACGUGCGAAAAUAAAAUAAUAAUGCUGCAUUUUUGUUGAGAAAAAAAAAAAACUUGUUUUCCUGUUACGGUUUCUUUAAUUAUUUCCUUUAUUCAUUUAGAGAUGUGAAAAUAAAGAAAUGUGUGGCUUGCUACGGGAGGCAGGUCACAGCAUGCUGAAAGGCCUGGUUCUCUGUGAAAGGAUUAAAAACGGUCAUUAAGGUUAGAGGGUAUCUUCAAUUAUUAAUAAUAAUAAUAAUAAUAAUAAUAAUAAUAAUAAAUCAUUUCUGUUAACCUUAGUAUUAUGCUCUGAAUUGCCAUGGCAACAUUCAGAGCUCCGUCCCUCACAGCCAAGGAGCUGGGUGGCAGACGGCCAAUAGGAAGAGAAUUGCACUGAAUUUUGGAGACUUUUCUUCUUCUUGUUCUUCUUUAUAUUAGCAUAAAGUGAGUAUGUGGGAGUAAUGCUGGAUGUUAAGAUUUGUUGGUGAUUUCAGCAUCACUGGUCAGUUCCGGGACUGGUUCAGUGUCCUUUAGGGCUGGGUGCUUAAAAGCUUUGUGUGGGAGGAGGCAAUAAAAAUGGACUGCAAUGGAUGUGGUGUGAAAUUGAGUUUGAUGGCUUCCUUGUAUCAAUACGCCACACACAAUGUUUUCAUGUUGAGGUUAAUUUUUGGUCUUCUUGGGGUUUGUCCAAAUGCUGCAGUUAUUAAUGCAAGUGGUAGAUUUUGGAACACAGUGGAAGAAGAGUGAUAGCCUAUGGCAGGGCAGAGGGAAUGGACAACUAUGAACAAAGGAGGUAUGCGUGUGGAGCAGGGACCUAGUGAAAGUAAAGUAAAUGGUUUUAAAUUAUUUUUUUAAACGGUGACAAUGGUUAAAUGUCAAUUUUUCCCCCUACCGAAACAGAACUGUAAACAACUUUAAAGGUUAAAACAAAUGUACAGUUUGGGUCACAGCUUACAAUUUUUUGAGUGACCCUGUUUAUUAAUUGUGUUGAAAUGUACCAUCUUUUGUUGGAAGCCGUUUUGAGACUGACACUCAUACUGGGUUUGUUUUGUUUGGCAGAAAGGACAGGGCAGUUAAGUUUGAGAAAGGGAGGGUCUAUGCUGUGCAUGCUGGAUUUGGAGGUCGAAGGUCAUACACUUCAAGUAUACCACAUCAGAAACUCUGGCCCUCUGUGCCAGGACGUACCGCUUGCCCCAUUGUAAUAAAAUCAUGUUUUUGCUUGCUUGGAGGACUUUUAUCUGUUCUGGAGCUCUGUUUUGACCUUUUAACUUUAAAUAAAGACUCUAUUUGCAUUUGA
Molecule: messenger RNA, 2345 nt
Organism: Anguilla rostrata (American eel)
Lineage: Eukaryota; Metazoa; Chordata; Actinopteri; Anguilliformes; Anguillidae
Gene: naa50
Product: N-alpha-acetyltransferase 50, NatE catalytic subunit
Exons: 6
Coding region: 439-945 (168 amino acids)
Biological process (GO): mitotic sister chromatid cohesion
Cellular component (GO): NatA complex
Molecular function (GO): N-acetyltransferase activity
Source: RefSeq, a predicted model, not a curated record